UCUGCCGCUCGGCCCGAGUGAUUUUUGGAUUGAAAACAAUGGGUAGAAAAGAUGCCUCUACAGCAAAGACUCCUGUUGACCAAUACAGGAAACAAAUAGGAAAACAAGAUUAUAAGAAAACCAGGCCUAUGUUAAGAGCUACAAGAUUAAAAGCAGAGGCCAAGAAAACUGCACUAGGCAUAAAGGAAGUUGCCCUUGUCCUUGCAGCUAUACUGGUAUUUUUGUUGGCUUUCUAUGCUUUCUUUUAUCUUAAUGUUUCCAGUGAAGUUGACCUUGAUCUGGAUCCAGAUGAAAACUAGCAGAUGCAAUGAAUCUAUCAAGAUUUCUUCAGCUUGAACAAGACUACGUAGGAACACACAGUCCCUUCACUGUGAGACAGUAAAUGAUGCCAUUUCUUGCAGUCCAAAUUCAUAAGAAAGUUUUGCAAUAUGUCACUUGUACAUUCCAGAUCUCCAAAAUAAGAGGACAGUCGUGCCCGGCAAGUAUAUUUGAUUAACACCGAUGCCAGGAGCAGCAGUACAAGACAUGAAG
This is a messenger RNA of Gavia stellata (red-throated loon), 531 nucleotides long. RefSeq names its product triple QxxK/R motif containing (gene TRIQK). Lineage: Eukaryota; Metazoa; Chordata; Aves; Gaviiformes; Gaviidae. The transcript is spliced from 4 exons. The record is from RefSeq and is a predicted model, not a curated record. Gene Ontology annotation, cellular component: endoplasmic reticulum membrane. Bases 39 to 299 code for a protein of 86 amino acids.